AUGUCCAUUGAGAACGAGCAGAGGGCCGAGAGUAGUGAGACAAUCGCCAGCAUUCCCACACUUUCGCCAUCCGAAAUACCACAUAGAAACAUGGCCAUAUCGUACUAUUGCGAUACGGAUGACGAGAUGUCAAAUGUGCCCAAUCCGAGCGGCUCCAUCGAGGGCGAUCCGAGCGAGCUGGAUGAAUUUCGCUGCAUCGUGUGCAGGACGCUGCCCUACACAACGCUCUAUCAAUGCCAAUACGAGCACAUCAUCUGUGCGGGCUGCUAUCAGAUGCGCGUGCUGGACAAGAUGCUGGGCGCGCAGCUGGGCACCUGUCCACAGUGCAACGUGCGCAUCUAUCGGCACGAGGCCGAGCGCAACCUGCAUGGCGAGCGUCGGCUGGCCGAGGUGCUGGUCGCCUGCGAGGCGUGUGGCUUCAGCUUGCAGCGCGCUUUCCUGCGCAUGCACUGCCAGACGGACUGUCCUCUGCGGCUGGUGGCGUGCAAGUACCGGCGCAUCGGCUGCAAGUGGAAGGGCGUGCUGGGCGCGGCUGCCGCCGAGCAUGAGCAGGAGUGUGAGUAUCGGAGCAAGCGGGGAGUGCAGCUGCUGGAGGAGCUGCAGCAGCUGCAAGCGGAGCGCGACUCCAAGCAGUGCUUGCUGGGCAAGAUAAUGAAGCUUCUGCAAUUGCCGCAUAUCACAGUGCGGCUGCUGCAGCUGCUGCCACACACGGAGGGCUUUCCGCGCAACGCUUUCAAGAUCUGCAGCUUCUUCGCUGCCUUCAGCCAGAGGUGGUCCAUUCAGCUCAAGUGGCAGACGCCCGAUGGCGUCGAGGAGCCGGCCGAUCAGCAGAGCUGCACAUGCAGUCUGCUCUUCCAGCUCCGCCUCGAAUCGCCGAGCACCUGUCGCGGCGCCCUGGGCCUCACCUACACCCUGGUCAGCGGCACCUACUCGGAGGUGCGUUUCCAGCCAAAUCUGUGCGAGAAGUGUGAAUUCACGCGGGAUAAUGUCUGCGGCCCCCUGACCCUAAUCUACAAGAGCUCUUGGCCGAAUUGCGCAAAGCUUCUGAACGAACGUGGUUUCUACGCUCGCCUGCUAAUGGCUCGUAUAUGA
Molecule: messenger RNA, 1092 nt
Organism: Drosophila navojoa
Lineage: Eukaryota; Metazoa; Arthropoda; Insecta; Diptera; Drosophilidae
Product: zinc finger TRAF-type-containing protein 1 homolog
Cellular component (GO): nucleus
Molecular function (GO): zinc ion binding
Source: RefSeq, a predicted model, not a curated record